Molecule: messenger RNA, 1804 nt
Organism: Catharus ustulatus (Swainson's thrush)
Lineage: Eukaryota; Metazoa; Chordata; Aves; Passeriformes; Turdidae
Product: C-type lectin domain family 2 member H-like
Exons: 6
Coding region: 367-1179 (270 amino acids)
Source: RefSeq, a predicted model, not a curated record
UUUUUCGCUGUACCGCCAAACUCUGCCUCGCAGCUUUGUCAAAACCACCAAAGUCCGCUCUGCGCCGCGACCGAGACUAGGAGGACGGCAUCUUUGUCCCGACUUUGGCGGAUAGCUUCUCUGUCCCACAGGUUUCGGGCCGGCGGCGAUCCCCGGAGCUCGGAGCGGCUCCAGCCCAGGUGCUGCCGCAGCGUCCGGACAGCGGGGACAGCGCGGGACUGAGCUGGCAGCGCCUUCCUGAGCCUCGGUGUCGCGCAGGGCCGGGACCAGUCGGGACCUGUCAUCAUGUCCCUUCCAAUGGGCCAUCCCCGUGGGUGUGCAGCUGUUCCCGAGGCCGAUCUCUGAAAGGAUUCUCAAGCAUUCCUGAUGUGUCCAGAGCAAGGGGCUGAUUGUUCCGAGCAGAGAGAUAUCGGCUGUGAGCUGGAGCAGAGUGAAUUCUGCCCCAUCCCUGGGCCUGUGAAGGAGCUCCUGCAUCUCCUGAAGGGACCAGCAGCCGGGCUGACACACUUGCCAGCGGCACAAGAAAGCACUUGUCAUAAGCAGAGGGGCACCACUUGUGAGCGUGCAGUGAGUGAAGAUGUGGACAAUGGAAUCUGCAGCAGUGAAGGCAGUGUGAGGGAGCCCCUGGAUCCCCAGGGCACAUCAGCACCCGGCCAUGGACACAGAAGCAUCCUCAGAAGAUUGCCGGCCAAGGGGUUCAGCUGCCAUCCCGUGCACAUCUUGGUGCUGAUCCUGCUCCUGUCGCUGCUGCUGGCGUUGGCGGUGGCCUUGGCUGUGCAGUCAGCACCACAGGUUCCAGUUCCACCUGCGACUCCGCUCUUGUCUCUGGGCUGUCCCCAUGGCUGGGUUGGAUACAAUGGAUUCUGCUACUACUUCUCCAGGGAUCAGGGCACCUGGGAUCAGGGUCAGGAGCGGUGCUCCGAGCUCGGGGCCUCCCUGGCCAUUCUGAAGGAUGAGGAAAUGGAUUUGUUCUUCCGCCUCCGCGGGAACGUCGAUUACUGGCUCGGGCUGCGCAGAUGGGGCGAGCACCUGCAGUGGGGGGACGGCAGCAGCUUCAGCUCCUCGGUUCCUGUCCUUGGCAAUGCCGAGUGUGUGUGCCUGGCUGACGAUAAAUUCAGGAGUGAGAGCUGCUGGAAUCAGCAUCGGUAUCUGUGCAGCAAGGCCCGAGCUCCCCUGUAACAGGGGCUGGAGAAAGGAGCUUCUCCACGCUGGGCAGUCCCAGCUUCACCUGUGAGCCCGGCACAGGGCUGUCCUUUCUCAGCUGCACCCUGUGCCUUGCACUUGCUCUCAGGGUCACCUCAGUGCCUGUUCAUCCCCAGUGCCAGCGCUGGGCUGGCUGUUCAAAGGAAAAGUCUCUGCAAUCCAUGCUGCCAGCCACGCUAGCUGGAGUGAGGGGAUUGCCCUCAUUGCACAGCAAGCUGGAAUGGGAAAUCCAAAUGGCCCUGGGCUGUUGGAAAUCAUCCCCAAGUGACUGAAAGUGAGACUUUGGAUCUGUCCUUGGGAGAGGAACAGGUGACAUGUGCUGAGGACGAGUCCCACUUUUGAUAUCAGGCACCCGACUGUGGAGAAUGGUUUGUCUGUCUGUCUGUCGCAAAGGAUCUGGCUCUCCUUCUGAGGCAGGAGUCCCAGGCUGGAGCAGUACAAUAAUUUUUCUCCCUGAGGGAGAGGUAGUGAUGUGAUGUGACUGUAACCCUCAUAACUCUGUGCCACUGUGUGGGGAGGAAGGAGGGAGGGAAUUGGGAAUAAGUUGAAGCCGUGGAAGGGGAGAACAGUGUGGGGAAUGUGCAUUAUUAGGACUUUGCUU